AUGCGAGAUCAAUCCAAUCCACCCAACGAAGAGGCCUAUUAUGACCUUGGCUCGUAUCAUCGGUCAGUGACCACUUCGUCAGCAGAAGCCCAACUGUGGUUCAAUCGCGGAUUGAUAUGGGCUCAUUCUUUUAACCACGUUGAAGCAGUUCGAUGCUUCGAACGAGCUGCUGAAAAUGAUGCCAAUUGCGCUAUGGCGCUAUGGGGAAUUGCUUAUGCGUCUGGGCCCAACUACAACAAGGCGUGGGGCUAUUUUGACCUGGAAGACCGUCAGGUAUCGAUCAGGAAAGUUAAUAACACCCUCGCCCGAGCGUCAAAGCUCGCGAGCCAGGCCACACCUGUGGAAGAAGCAUUGAUACGAGCAAUCGGUGCACGUUUCCCACCGACCGAUAAAAUUCCUGAGGAUCUGAGUCCAUUCGACCGUCGAUAUGCGGAUGCGAUGCGCUCUGUGUAUCAGACGUUCAGCAAUGAUGGAGACGUGGCUGCGCUAUUUGCAGAAGCACUGAUGUGCAUCACUCCGCGUGGCCUGUGGAACUUGGACACGGGUAAACCAACUGGGAACCACACAGUCGAGGCUCGCGAAGUCCUCGAACUACAACUGAAGCAGGCCAGCGGUCGCAACCAUCCAGCAAUUUGCCACUUACAUAUACACAUGAUGGAGAUGUCGCCAUUUCCAGAAUUGGCCCUGCCGGCUGCUGAUCGACUACGUGGCAUGGUCCCGCACGCUUCACAUAUGUUACACAUGCCGACGCAUAUUGACGCUGCGGUUGGCGACUAUCGCCGGGGUAUCGACUCUAACCAUGAAGCCAUCCUCGCCGAUGACAUCUAUUUUGCUCGCGAGACUGAUACAAUUUGGUACACGGCCUACCGGGUGCAUUACAUUUGUGCAAAAAUGUAUUCCGCCAUGAUGUCCGGCCGAUUCAUGGACGCGAUGUCUGCUGCAGAAAAGCUUGAAAAGGUUAUUGAUCCAAAAGUUUUGUCUACCAGAAGCCCCCCUAUGGCAGACUUUAUCGAAAGCUUCUUCGGAAGUAAGGCACAUGUCCUAGUGCGAUUCGGACGCUGGAAGGAGAUUUUAGACAUCAAACUACCCACCGAUCAAGAUACAUAUUGUGUGACCACAGCCAUCAUACAUUACGCCCGCGGACUUGCGUUUAGCGCACUAAGGCGGGUUGCAGAAGCAGAAACCGCUCAAAUACAAUUCGAAACGGCGCGCAGGGCCGUUCCGAGCUCCCGACUUAACAGCAUUCCAUGCAAGGAGAAAGAUGUUCUCGCGGUGGCCUCAGCUAUGCUUACUGGUGAAUUGGAAUAUCGAAAGGGUAAUAUUGAAGUAGCUUUCUAUUACCUUCGGAAAGCCAUUGCGCUUGAGGAUGCACUCGCAUAUGGUGACCCGCCACCUUGGAUGCAGCCAGUCCGCCAUGCACUUGGUGGCCUGCUUCUUGAACAAGGACGUAUUGAGGAAGCAGAACUACUGUUCAAACAGGAUCUCGGCUUUUCUCCUGACUAUCCUCGGCGCAAGGCAAAGCUCAAUAAUGUUUGGGGGGUUGCAGGGCUUAUACGAAUGUUUCACUCGCCUCGGAAAGAGUCGAGAGGCUGCAUUCAUUCAAUCUGCACGGAAUAUUGCAUUGGUGUCUGCUGA
This is a messenger RNA of Penicillium longicatenatum, 1635 nucleotides long. RefSeq lists its product as uncharacterized. Lineage: Eukaryota; Fungi; Ascomycota; Eurotiomycetes; Eurotiales; Aspergillaceae. The coding region runs from base 1 to 1635 and encodes 544 amino acids. The transcript is spliced from 2 exons. Gene Ontology annotation, molecular function: protein binding. Gene Ontology annotation, cellular component: intracellular anatomical structure. The record is from RefSeq and is a predicted model, not a curated record.